AUGGCUAUAGUGGCUAGUAUAUGGAAUCUGCAGAUGAGCAGUAUAGACAGAUACGUGGCUAUAACACGGCCUCUCCGCUAUAAGAGUCUCAUUACCUAUAAACUCAGCUACAUUAUGAUUGCUGUGGUGUGGUUUAUCUGCGCUGUUCUCGCUAUGUUUCCUCUCGUUGGAUGGGACAGGUACAUUUACAGCAACAAGAGCUACAGUUGUGGUAUUGACGGUCACUCCAACUACUUCCUGUGUUUCCUGGUUCUGGGAAUAUUCGUGCCUCUGUUCGUUACUAUUUAUAGUUACAUCAACAUCGGGUACUGUGCCAUCAGACAUUCUCUGUCAUCGAAGCAGACAAAAGAAAUGCAAGGAAUCGCCAUGCAAAAGCAAGCAGUAAAGAAACGGAACCUAAGAAUCUCCGUCACUGUACUCUCCAUUAUUGGUGCCUUCAUCGUGUGCACCCUGCCACUGUUUGUAAUGGGACUACUACAGUAUUGUGGAGUGCAGUUCCGAACUAAACACCUUACUGAUAUGUUUGUUCAUGUCCUGUUACUGAGUAAUUCAGCGCUGAACCCCAUCCUCUACAGUUUCGGAACAUACCAAUUCAGGGAGGCCUUCGUGGACUUGAUAUACUGUCGGACUACAAGUUAUCAGCUUCAGACUAGACAAUUCAGGGCCAGAACAACAACUCGUGCUGAACCAGCCAACUCCCAGUCACAACGAUUCACUGAUGAAAACGUCAGAGCCAAACGUGUUGUCAAGCGUGCGAGCAGUGAUGACUUGACAGUGGCAGUGGAUACAAUGAGAAAGGAGAAGGAGGGUAAUGUGAAGGAGGAACACAAUGCUAUUAGGUUAUCUGAGAUUAAGAGCAUCAAAUUCGGGAAUACGGAUGAGAUUCUUCAGAUUUAG
This is a messenger RNA of Bolinopsis microptera, 897 nucleotides long. RefSeq names its product dopamine receptor 4-like. NCBI's taxonomy places the organism in Eukaryota, Metazoa, Ctenophora, Tentaculata, Lobata, Bolinopsidae. The record is from RefSeq and is a predicted model, not a curated record. Gene Ontology annotation, cellular component: plasma membrane; cytoplasm. Gene Ontology annotation, biological process: adenylate cyclase-activating G protein-coupled receptor signaling pathway; regulation of metabolic process. Bases 1 to 897 code for a protein of 298 amino acids. The transcript has 8 exons. Gene Ontology annotation, molecular function: G protein-coupled receptor activity.